UAGAAAAUGUCUACCAUACACGGAAGUAACAAAAUAAAACAAUUUUCCAUUUGAUUUUCUUCAUUUUACCCAGCAGUCAUGUCUAGAUCUAUGAUACCUAGCCAACAGAAGUUGGCAGAAAAACUCAAAAUUUUAAAUGACCGUGGUCAAGGAAUGCUUACGAGAAUCUACAACAUCAAAAAGAUGCUUGGGACGCCAGAAAACAAGCCGGCAUUCCUAUCUGACAAACAGCUUGAUCCUGCCGUGCGGUUUCUUCAACGCAAGUUUCCCCAGAUAGACUCAAAAGCCAAUGCACUUGUUCCAGUCAAUAACAUCAAGACAGAAAUUGUCAAGUCACUGUCUCUCUAUUACUACACAUUUGUUGACAUUAUGGAUUUCAAGGACCAUGUUGCUGACUUGCUGACCACCAUUGAUGCUUGUCAGGUUUUCCUGGAUAUUACUUUAAACUUUGACCUAUGCAAGAGUUACCUGGACCUAGUGACCACAUAUGUGUCCAUCAUGAUCCUUGUGUCUAAAGUGGAUGACCGGAAGAAUAUCCUUGCCCUGUACAACGUUGCACAUGAGUUUAUGCAUGGACAGGGAGACCCUUCAUUUCCGAGACUUGGGCAGAUGAUCCUGGAGUAUGACGUCCCAAUGAAGAAAAUGGCCGAGGAGUUUGUGCCCCACUCCAGGGUGUUGAUACCUGGUAUCCUGUCGCUGCACGGUGUCUACAGCAAGAAGACACUGCCGGCCGACCAACUGAGAGCCAUGCAGGUGCUGAGUCUGCUAGCUGAGCCCUCGAAAAUCAGCCAGGUCCCCGCAACAACCACGAUUCAGUGUGAAUACCUGUCACAAGAUAUCAUCGAAAGAUGGAUAAUUUUUGGUCUGAUGUUGUGUCACCAGUACCUGCAGGAAGCCCAGACAUAUGAGCUGUGGAAGAUGGCUCUACAGUCCGGCUACAUUGUCCAGCUGUGCCGUGACGAGGUCCUGCAUAUACACAGCUACAUUAUACACUUCUUUGAGAGCCUGAAUGUGAAAGGAGCCAAUUUAAACAAGAGAGUAAAUGAGGUGAAGGAGUUGCAGCACCAGGCUCUUCAAACAGCGACAGGAAUUCACAAGGAGCGGCGUAAGUUUCUGCGUGUGGCCCUGCGGGAAUUGUCCUUAAUCUACACAGACCAGCCGGGCCUGCUAGGCCCUAAAGCCCUGUAUGUGCUGCAGGCCCUCUCCAUGGCCCAGACAGAGGUGCACUGGCUGCUCCGACACUACCAGAACCCGCCCAGUCGCAGGCACAAUGUGAAGAUCAGCCAGGAGGACUUUAUGGACAGGCAAAUACCUGAGCUACUUUUCUACAUAGAAGAACUAAAAGGUCUGGUGAAGAAGUACCACCAAGUGAUGCAGCGAUACUAUGUCCAGUACCUUGCCGGCUAUGAUGCUGUCCUUCUCAACCAACUUAUACAAAACCUGAACAUGUGCCCAGAGGACGAGUCCAUCAUCCUGUCCUCCUUCUCCACAUCUAUAUCCUCCCUCACAGUCAGACAAGUGGAGGAGAAUGAGAUGUUUGACUUCCGAGGUCUGCGGCUGGACUGGUUCAGACUACAGGCAUACACAAGUGUGAGCAAGGCAGGGCUGGUGUUGAAGGACCACACGGACCUCCCAAAACACAUUAAUACAAUCAUCUUCCACACCCGCAUGGUCGAUGACCUUGAUGAAGUCAUUAACGAAGUCUCCGACCUUUCCAUAUACUGUUUCUAUACAACAUUGUUUGAGAACCAAUUCAAGCAGUGUAUGGAGUUUCCUGCCCAGCACCGAUACUGCGUUGUCUUCCCAAUGAUCUGCAGUCACUUCAUGAACGCCACACACACUCUGUGUCCGGAGGAGCGCCACUCUAUCGGCACAACAAGUGUACAGUAUGCCCACUGGUUCCUUAAGGACAUGGCAGAGGAGGUGAACCAGGUGAUCACAGCUAUCUGCGAGGAGCACUGCCUCCUCAACUACCAGUUGUUACCAAAGCACACAGUUCAGACAUCGCAGAAGAAGAAGCCCAGCAAGGACAAGAAGAAGGGUGGAGACACAAAGGAGGUGGUCAAACCAGGCCAGGAGAGUGCUCGCAAAAACAGGGAAAAUUUCACCAGGAUGGACAAGCUGCACAUGGCCCUGACAGAGCUGUGCUUUGCCAUCAACUACAGUAGUGUGAUCAACGUCUGGGAACACGGAUUUGUGCCGCGCGAAUUCUUUCACCAACAGCUGGAAACUCGCUUCAACAAAAUGUUUACAUUCAAAGAUGUGUUUAAGGAUAAGGCACUGGUGGGUAUGAUGAUGUACAACCCAGAGACAAACGAGAUUGCCAAACCCUCGGAGCUGCUGUGCAGUGUCAAGGCCAUCAUGAGUGUCCUCCAGUCCAUUGAAAACUAUGUGCACAUUGACAUUGCCCGGGUGUUCAACAACGUGCUUCCCCAGCAGACACAGGCCCUGGACAGCUUCAGUGGCGAGAAAACCAUCACACACAACUACUCCAACUGGUACCUAGAGGUGUUUCUACGAAAGGUGACGUGUAAUGUUGGCCAGAUCAUCUUCUCCCCAAGCCAGAAGGCCUUUGUCAGUCUUCCACACGAGGGACAACAGGUGCCCUUCGCUGCAGAGGAGUAUGCUGACCUUACAGAGUUGAAAGCGCUAGCGGAGCUGAUAGGUCCGUACGGGAUGAAGUAUAUGGGGGAGAAGCUCAUGUUUCAUGUUGCCAAUCAGGUCGAGGAACUCAAGAAACUUGUGGUCGCAAACAAGGAUGUGUUGGCCCAGCUGAGAACUAGUUUCGACCGGCCAGAGGUUAUGAGAGAACUAUUCAAGAAACUUGUCACAAAAGAAAAGCAUUCAGAAAGAGAUGUGGACAGUGUGUUGCUGCGGAUGACCAUUGUGGGGGUUCUGUUGUCCUUCAGGAGUCUCUCUCAAGAGGCCCUUAAUGAUGUGCUGGAGGACCGUGUGCCCUUCAUGAUAGCCUCUGUCAAGGACAUCCACCACUAUGUACCCAAGUCUAAGGAUGCCAUGAUGGUGAAUGAGCUGGCUUCAGCUGCCGGCCUUCCCUGCAGUAUUGACCCGGUUCUCGUCCAGGUGCUCCGACUACAAAAGAGUGAAUUUGCGGAGUCAGAGUAUGACAUAGCAUGCCUGCUGAUGGUGUUUGUGGCUGUGUCCAUCCCCAAACUGGCUCGGAGUGACAGCUCGUUCUUCAAGGCAAAUGUGGAAGGCCAUCUGAACAACUGUCACUGCCUUGCGAAGGCCAUCAACCAGCUUGCCGGGGCACUGUUCUACCUGCAUGGACCUGGAGAUACCGAACAGAGGCUGCAGGAGUUCCUUGCGCUUGCAUCAUCAAGCCUGUUACGCCUGGGCCAGGAGAGUGAGAAGGAGGCGGUGAAGAAUCGGGAGUCUGUCUAUCUCCUCCUUGAUAAGAUAGUUCAAGAGUCACCGUUCCUGACAAUGGAUCUGCUGGAAUCCUGCUUCCCGUACGCCCUGCUACGUAACGCAUAUAACUCUGUUUACAAACAACCAAUGAAAGGCUCCUGAGGUGACACACCAGCCAAUCAUAGAAGACUAUAGUGAAAUGUGCUAAAUACACCUGGGACUAUAGAAAGUGUUCUAGUACAUGUUCAUGGGACACAAAAUAUAUACCUUUUAUAUGUGGAAUGUGCAAUUAUUUCAUAAUACAUUGAUCUGUUUGUCAUGUAUUCAUGCUUACAUUAAUUUAGUAUAUUAAUCCUGAACUGUGUAUUCUGAAGUUCUUUAAAUGGUAUAGUAGGUAUACUUACAUGUACAUGCAUGUAAGGGUAUGUGUAAAGAGAUGGCAUUAGCUUUAUAAGCAUUAUGAUUUUGUUCAGUUCCGAUGGUAAGGAUGGCACAAUAAUUACGCACAUGUAUUAUGAGAUGAUAAUAGUGUACAUAUUUGUAAAAUGCUAAUUAUGAGAAACACUUCCUCAUCAAAUAGUAACUUAAUUUCCUGCAUCAUGCACCGAGUCAUCUAUACCAGUUGGUUGUGGUUUGCCUCUUGUGACUUGCAUGAUAACAUGAUAACUGAAUGGUAUAUUGUAUGCCAUGUAUGCCUUUUAUACAUGAAGGUCAUCAAACUGCUGCAAGUGUACAUGUAUACGGACCAGACAAUACACGUGUUGUUAAGACUUUGGCAUUUCAGUCUAUAAGUGUUAGGAUAAAGACUGUCUAUAUAUAACUGCAAGGUGUGAAAGAAAAAACAUUUUUAUUAUUUUCAUGAUUUUGUUAUAAUUCUUUCAAUUUUCAUCUGAUAAUAUAGAAUCUCUUUUAAUUUUGUUUAUGAAAUUAGACAAUUAUAUUUUGUAUAGCAUUUUAUUUACAGCUUUCCAAUAUACUUCCUGCAUGUGGCAGAUAACAUACUUCAACAUUAAUACUUAAUUUGCAUGCAUGUCAAUUUAUAUCGUCAAUUUUGAAUAAAGAAAACAAACCAUG
Mya arenaria is the source of this 4443-nucleotide messenger RNA. RefSeq names its product membrane-associated protein Hem-like. NCBI's taxonomy places the organism in Eukaryota, Metazoa, Mollusca, Bivalvia, Myida, Myidae. Gene Ontology annotation, biological process: neuron projection morphogenesis; cell projection assembly; cortical actin cytoskeleton organization. The record is from RefSeq and is a predicted model, not a curated record. The coding region runs from base 79 to 3531 and encodes 1150 amino acids. Gene Ontology annotation, cellular component: SCAR complex. The transcript has 34 exons.